Messenger RNA from Gryllus bimaculatus (two-spotted cricket), 11765 nucleotides. NCBI's taxonomy places the organism in Eukaryota, Metazoa, Arthropoda, Insecta, Orthoptera, Gryllidae. The record is from the annotation of a GenBank genome assembly.
CAAAUAAUCAGAAUAACAUACAAGUGCAUUUUGGACAGCAAAGGUGGGGUUGCAAUAGCUUGUCACAUACCUGAUGCAUUUUUAUCCGAUUUUGGCGUUGCCGACAUAUCUGAGCCCCCAACUGAGUCACAAAAUGUUUCAGAGUUGAUGAAAACAUAACCGAAACAUUACAUUAUGCGAAUUUCACUAAAUGUCAACAGUAACUUCACCGAUUUCAACCAUGGUUGUCACCCAUCUUUUAAUUCGCGCUAAUGUUGCGCUACCAAGCGGUAAAACAUCACAGAAAACAAAGCAGCAGCGCCAGCGCUCUUGCCGACAUCACGGUUCCGUUUGACAGCUCUCAGCUGUGUUGGAUGGACUAGUGAGUACAUAGGUUGUGGAAGUCUUCGUGAGGCAGUGAGUGGAUUUGUGCUGUACUCUAAACGAUGGGCAACUCAGGUUUAAAACAACAUUACGAAACAGCGAAGAAGACUGGAGUGUUGAAAAUAUCCCAAGAGAAACUUACAGAAUUUCCUUCAAAUUUGAAGCAGUUAGAGUCUGUUCUACGUACUUUGGAUUUAUCAGAUAAUAAAUUAUCUACUUUACCCUCUGAUAUAGGUUCUUUUAAAUUACUUAAGCAUCUAAAUAUUAAUAAAAAUAGACUUGAAUCACUACCUGUGGAAAUCGGGAAUCUCACAAAACUUGAAAGUUUAUCUGUGUGCUCCAAUAAGUUAACUACACUUCCUUCAGAAAUUAGUAAGCUAUUAAAUUUAAAACAAGUGUAUCUUAGUGAUAAUGCUCUUAGUGAAUUUCCCUUAGUGUUUUGCAAAAUUCGUCAUUUAGAUGUACUAGAUGUAUCCAAAAAUAAAAUUGCUUCAAUACCUGAUGGCGUUGAAGACUUGUAUGUUACAGAAUUGAAUGCAAACCAAAACCAAUUGACUAAAAUUUCUAAAAACAUUGCUCAGUGCCCACGUUUAAAAACUUUAAGGAUAGAAGAAAAUUGUUUAAAUUUAUCAGCAAUUCACCAAGAAAUUCUAACAGAUUCGAACAUAUCUGUUCUUGCUGUGGAAGGAAAUUUAUUUGAUUCUAAGAGUUUUGCAGAACUUGAAGGUUUUGAUGGUUACAUGAAACGAUAUACAGCUAUGAAGAAAAAGAUGUUUUGAUUCAGUGUUAAAAAAAUUUCCCCACAAAUACAAUUCACAUGAGAACAUUUCUUAAAUAUUGAGUGUUGUUUCCUCUUUCAUUGGUAUUUUUUGUAAAAUGUGCAAUACUACUAUCGUAUCAAAAACUUUUAAGAUAUUCUAUAUUGUGCAAAAAUGCUUUGGUGUGAACACUGCAAGUUGAUAUUUUUAUAAGUUUAUUACAUUUAUAUACAUUGCAUUUACUCUUAAUUAUACCCUACAUUUUUGAUUUGUUUGAAAUUGGGAAGUUACAAAUCCUAAUAUGUAUAAAUACAUGUAUAUAAGAAGUAUAUUUUGAUUGUUAUUGUUACCUUUUUCUUGUAAAUGCAAGUUUUUAUCAUAUUUACCUCUGUGAAUUUCCUUGGUUUAAUAAAGCAAUCCAAGAAACACAACGUGUGUCACUGAAGAUUCGAAAGAAUUUAUACCAAAAGUAAUGAUCUACAUGGCAAUGUUGUUGAUUGAUGAGCAUUUCCCAACAUUAUCCUUGUGUAAAUUUCUUUCGAAAAUGUUAGAAAUAUUUAUUCAAAACUUGAAGGACCUUACGCGCUACUACACCGGAUAUACUUACCAGUACUCAAGUGUGGUUCAUAAAUAAUGUUACAAGAUAUUUUUGUACAAAUUGUAUGUGACAACUAAAUAUGUUAUGAUUAAAAUAAAAUUUUAUUUCAUGCAUUUAAUUACAACAAAAUAUAUUUUUAAUUUCAAUAUAUGUAUACUUCUUGCGUUUCCAGUAGUGGGACGUCUUCUCAAAGAUGGUGCAAGUUAGUUUUUGAAUUUCUUGUCGAAUUUGUGCAUUAACACUAGUUUCUUCCCUUAAAAAACAUUUUGUAGAGUAAAUAAUACACAUCAAGUAGCGUGUUUUAACGGUUAAAUAGAUAUCUGAGCCAAUAAAUGGGUAUGAAUGAGGAAUUGCGGUCAGCUUCCUUAGAAGACCGUUUUGCCGCGCGUCGCGCUCGUACACUCAGUUUUUUAUGCUUAACAUGGCUGACAUUCAAUAAUAUGAAGAGAGGAGCCUGUGCUAAUGAAUCUCGUUAUUUAAUGGUAAAUUAUGACAAUUUGUGAUCUGCGUGUAUACAGAACUAAAGGUCGUUGUUUACUUGUUAUAACUGGACACGUUGGAAUCCAUUCAGAAGUAGUUUUUAUUCAUAGAAUCGUGGGUGUGGGAAUAGUUUUGUUCUUGGCAAAUGAAAAUGAGAGCCUGAGAGGUAACGAAGAAUGUAGGACUGAAGUAGAACGUAAAGUUUUGGAACGAAUAUUUUACUACACACAGUGAUGAAAUGGUGAAACGUUGAAAAGGAUUGUGUAGUUAGAAAAGUACUUUUGUUUGAAUAGCCGAAGUUCACUGUCCGGAGAUGAAAAUCAUGAAGGUUUGAGUCCGGCCAGUCGUUAGUGAUUGGCCUGGAGUGAUUGAAUAAUUGUGGUGGGAUAGUUUCUGAGUGUACAACAUAAGCAAUUUUUUUUCACAAUGUCCAAUACAAGUGGAAGGUUAAAAAAGGAACAAAAUGACGAAAGUCCCAUUGCUCCUGACAGUACAACCAAGGAGCGUAGUGGCUUUAGUGAGGGGGAGGAUGUUCUUCUUCAACACAAAGAUGGUCGUUACUAUCUAGGAACAAUAGUUGAAGUUGAUUUAGUAACAGAAAAAUGCUUAGUCAAAUUUGGGGACAACACAGAAAGUUGGUCCUCUUUCAAGGACCUCACAAAACUUUCAUCUCCUGACACAAACAAAUUGUGUGUAAUUUGUAAGAAAUCACAACCUAAAACUGACAAUGAAAUUGUUGUGUGUGAUAAGUGUGGACGUGGCUAUCAUCAACUUUGUCAUCAACCUCACAUUUCAAAAGACUGUACUGAGCCAGAUGCACAUUGGUUGUGCAAGCGAUGCCUUGAAAAUAUGCCAGGUAAAACCAGAGAGAGCAAGAUUGCAAAAAAGGAUACAAUUAGAAAGAUAUGUACUCCCACAGUUUUGCCAAAACCACAAUCACCAGGGUCACCAGUGGACAACAAGAGUAAAUUGCCAUAUGAUGCAGAUUCGUUGACUUGGGAUGCUACACAUCGGAUGAAUAUGGAACAGCGGUAUUGUUACUGUGGAAAACAUGGUGAAUGGUUCAUGCAAAUGCUUCAGUGUGGUAGAUGUAAGCAGUGGUUUCAUGAAAAAUGUAUGCGUUGCCUUCAAUAUCCAUUGUUUUGUGGUGACAGGUUUUAUGUAUUCGUCUGCUCGUUAUGUAAUCAUGGAAAGGAGUUUGUUCGUCGUUUAGAAAUGAAGUGGGUAGAUAUCAUACAUCUUACGCUAUUUAAUCUUACUGUGUAUAAUGCAAAAAAAUAUUAUGAUUUGGACACAACUAUCAUUCCAUUUAUAAAUAACAAUUGGGAUGCCUUCCAGCUUCCACCAAAGAUUCUGGACGUGAGUGUUGAAGAACGAAGAGACAAUAUUUUAUCAGUAUUGACCAACAAUAGAAAUAGGUUUAAGUGUGGUCGUGAAAUAAAAAAACGCACGACAAUUUGGGGUCUUAGGGUUCGAGUGCCACCACCUGCCCCAUCCUUUACACUGCCUAGCGUUCGCCCAGUGAGUGAUGCUGUUCUGAAGGAACGAUGGAUUGGAAAUAAACGCUUGAAGUUCUUACCUCCAUCACUCAGCUCACUUGUUUCCGGCAAAUGUCAAUUGGGAAAAAGCUUCCAUGGGAACGAAAACCUGCUCAAUGGCCAGUCAAGUGUAACAAAGAGUACUAUUGUUCCUAAUCAAAAAGCAGAUGGUGUGACACAGCCAGCUUCAGGCAUAGUCUUCAAUAAUAGCCAGGGGGCAACAAGUGACGAUUCUGAUAGUCUCCCCACUCCACCUGCAGGAAUGAAAAUUCUUUCCAAGUUCAUAAACCGUUCAGAUUUCGCCAAUAGUGGUUUUGUGAAAAAGACAUCAGCUCACACUCCAGCUAAUAGGUAUACAUUGCAACAGUCCCUGUUACGACGGCGUCUCAGCUCAUAUGGGAACACUGCACAUAAAGAAAGGCUGCUUAAACAGCGAAGGUUACCUCCUGCUGAGGAACAAGCAAGAGAUUUCACUGCACGCAAAGCCCGGAAGUUAUUGAAAAAUGCAAUUGCUCAGAGUCAGAAAAGUUCUCAGGAACCCACAGCAACACCUCCGUCCUCUGUGGCUGAAGCAUCUGUACCAUUGGCAUCCACUUCUUCAAGUUUAGCAGGAUCUGCUGCUGUUCCAUCUGGCCCUCUUCCUUGCCACAUGACUCAGGCUACUUCCACGUCCUCGACUUUCCCAGUCCCAAGCACACCAGGAGAUACCAGCGGAGAUGAAACCUCAUCUCGAGGUACUUUGGACUCGUUUAUCCCACCUCCUAAAGACUUUGAAGGAAAGAACAACCCUUUCCGUAGUUUGACUGAGCUUUUAGCAUCACCUAAUGGCCUAAAUGUAACAGGAAGUUUGUUCAGUUCUACACCGUCUAGUGUUGUAAAUACUAGCCCGAUUACAUUGCCUUUGCCCCUCACACCUGUCCUUCCUCAUCCAGGCCCUCCAAGACCUGCCAAGAGACAGCUGAGUGAGAAGGAUAUCAGAAUAGAUAGAAAUGGGGAAGUGAAACGGAGACGACAUAGGCGAACAAGAGCAAGCUCUGCUAAUGGAAUAGCAAAUAACGCUUUGGGAACUGCUAGUAAAACUGCAACGUACACACCUGGCCGUCCAGAUGUGUCAAAUAAAGUGGGAGAAGGGUGGUCCAGUGCCUCAUGCCGCUCUCUGAGAAGCAUGUAUAAUAACAGUGGUGCUGGGCCAUCGUCAAGUUCUAGUGGUCAGUUGGGUAGUUGUGUAGAUUAUGUUAUGAAUGGAAGGCGCCUGAGAGGUGCCCAGAGACAAGAAGUCAAAGUUAAUGAUAAAAAAUUAGUACCUCAACCUAGUACAUCUAAAUCUUCACCAGUUAAACAAAAUCCAAUAGAUAUAUCUAUUGAUGAUCUCAAAUCGUCAGUUAAUAUAUAUUUUGGAGCUGCAAAUCGAAUUGCUUCGGGUGAAAAAUUUACUGUUCGUGCAAAAAGGACUACACCAUCAGGGAAAGUACAAUAUCUGAUAGAAUGGGAUGGGCCUUCAACAUAACAAUAAACGGUGACUGACUACAGUCUAGAACCAAUGUACAAAUGCAUUGAAUUGAUGAAAGAAGAAUUUGAAUUAACAAGUUUACAGUAAUGUGUGAAUGGUUUAAUGUAUUGUCUGUGUUAUAUAUCAUAAUUUUUUAUUUGUACAUAAUUAGUUUUGUUAUUUCUUGCAUCUUUACUUGUGUGGCAGAAUUGUAUAAAAGUAGUUCCCCUUAAUGAAUUCAAUUGUGUACAUUGUUAUUCAUCUUCAAUCCUUCUGGUUUUAUAGUUACCUUUGGUUGGAGAUGUCUCCUUCCUUACUUUCUGGUAACAAGGGAAAACCUCCUCUUAUUUAUUACAAGGUCAACUUUUCUGUAUAAUAUAUGUAUGUUAUAUGUAAGAUUCUGUAUGUGGAUCAGAAUGUAAUUUUUAUUUUGUUCCCUUGACUGAAAUCUUCGUAAAGGACUGGGAAUUCCUUCUCAUAUUGCAUAUUGUCUCCAUUAUGCAGAGCUGUUUCUACAUAGUAUGUAAUUCAGUUGCUCCUUAUGUGUUCUAGUGGUAGUUGUUUGAAGCUCUUGAUUAUCUGUCACAUACUGUUUAACUUCAUUAAUCGAAUUAAGUUAAUUUUGUUUAUCAUUUUGAAAAAUUAUUAUACUUCAGUCUUCUAUCCGUGGUAGAAACAGAUGUGAAAUGUAAUUGUAAGAUGAGUGUUUUCUGGUUACACUUCUGCAUAUUUCCUGUGGGGGAAAAUGUUGGAAAUGUUUUGUUUCAUUAUAACCAAUUGUUUAAAAGUAUAGUAUUUCAAUUUCCAAUGUUAUAUCCUUAUAAUCUUUUUGUUGUGUAGUAUUUAAUGAAAUAAUAACAAAUAGUAUUAGAUUUAGAGGAUGGUACGGAUGUGAAACCACACCACACUCUUGAUGCAAUUUUUUUGUACUGUACUUCACAAUGUAUUGUCUCUACUGUUCAACAGUUUUGUUAUAUUGUUUUAAGUCUUAUUUGCGCUCAGUUGUAUGAUACAACCAUGCCAAUGUUAAAAUUCCUGGUCCUUAUUGUGAGAUGUUUUAUUAUAUAGAGAGAAUUAUACUGCCAAUAUUGAGAGAUAUCACUGCCUUUCAAUGUAGAAAAAACACAAUGUGUUUUGCCUGCUACACAUACAUAGGAAGAGAUAAGAUCAUGGUGCCAUGCAUUUCGUUUUUGUGCGAUUUGUUUUUCUACACUUGUUAUUAGGCUGUAUCAAGUGUGCAAGCUUUUGUGUGAAAUUUUCAUGCAUUUGCUUUCAGGUACUUAGUGAACCUUACUGUAUCAAACUAGUUUCAUAUGUAUUGUUGAAAAUUAUGUUUUUGUAUGACUGGUAAUUUUUUUAAAAGUGAAGCAAGUUCAAACUGUUUUAUCAUCAUUUUUAUUUCUAUUUAUUUGAACUUAUUGCUAUUUUUUGAUAAUGUUAACAUUAACAUGCUUGUCUUAAUUUUGAGCACAUGGUGUCAUUGUCUAGUCCUAUGUCACUUUGGUUAUGUAUGUGUAAAGUGAAUGUUGAGGAACUGUUCUUCAUGACAUUGUGGGAAAGAGAGCUGAUAAAUAGACUUCUGUUUUAAGUUCUCUUGAAACUAUUCUUAAUUUUCGAUAAGAUUUGCCAUUCCUAAGAUCUUAUUGUAGAGUACAUAAUUAUUUUGCAGUUCAGUUUUGGGGGCAUUGUAGAAGAGGACAAGCAUGAAAGUACAUUAUGGAGUAUAAUUAUCAAAGAAGUAGUUUAUCAUAAAUGAAUGAAUGAUUCUUUGUGUAUAUAUUGAUUUGUUUUUGUUAUGUGAAUGUAUUGGUUUGCUUGUUUGUGUAAAUUGAAGAUAGUGUAUAAUUAUUAUAAGGCUUGUAUAAAUCUAUUUAAAAAUUGUCAAAUGCAGUAAAUUUAUAGUAUCUCAUAUGUUAUUCUCGAUAUAUAAACCAAACCAAGUAUUCAAUGAAAUUUAAAUAAUUGGAAUGCUGAUUACUCUUUUAAUCUUUUGUUUUUGAAAAAAAAAUCUGAAAAAAAUUUGCAACCAAUGCUAAAUCAAAUAUUUUAAGGUGUGAGAGCACCAAAAUUAUAUUUUAAUUUUUGUACAUAGUUGGCUGAUGUUUUUGAAGUCUCAAGUGGAAUUAGAAUAUGCAUUACCUGCGCUUAAAUUUCUAUUGCUGAAUUUCAGCAAUACUUGAAUAUUCGUUUUUAGAUUUGUAUGGUGUGUAGUGUAAUUCAUGUCAGUUUUAUUUCAUAGUUUCCGAGUACUUUGCAUGAAUUCUAGAAACCAAAUAAUUUUUGUAGUUUGUGUUCAGGUUACUAUGUCUUGAUUGAACAUUGUAGCCCAGCACAUUAUAUGCAGGCAUUCAUAAUUUGAAAAUCAGGGAACAUUUUCAAGUUAUUUAUUUCAUGUUUUUCAUUAAAUUUAUUCACAUGAUGCGAAUUGAUGUGACAAAUGUUAAUUAAACUGGAAUUUCAUUUUGUUGUAGAUAUAAAAUAUAUUUUCUUUGUUAAUAAAUGUAUUAAUUUUCUACUUUCAAUCAUUUUUGUUGUGCAAAUUAUAAAUUUUAAGCCAGAUUGAAAUUCACUUAGGUACCACAGUGGUAAGGUUGCAAACAAUCUGUGGCUUGUUUAUUAUUAAUAUGCCUAUGCACUUGUGUGAAAAAAUAUUUUUGUAUUAUGUGACAUUUUAUGUUUAUUUUACUUGCGAAUAUUUAAAUACUUGAAAAGUAAUUAUUGUGGUGUCAUUUCAGUAAAUACAUUUCUUUCAAAAAUUUUUGGCAUAAACUUUGUUUCAUGUGUAGGUUAAAGAAUGAGAGAAUUUAAUUUUCAACUUAAUUCAAGAGUGGAUAUUGGUGAUAGUUGUGUGUGGAAUAGUUGACUGUGCUGUUAGAUGGUGCAACAUAUAUUGUGAAGACUAAAGAGGGCAUGUGUUUGUUUUUUUAAGCUUGGUGAAAAUUCACAUUAUGUUAACGUUAUUUGUUCAUGUAAUGCAUGCAAAAUUGGUGUACUUUUUUAUACCUGAAAACAAUUUUAAAGGAGGCAAAAAGGUGGGAGAUUUUAAUGAUUUUAAUUGGUUGUAAGUCGGGUGUAUUGACUGUUGAUUCAUGUGCUGCAUUCCACAUCAUUAUUUAUUGCUGAAUUAAUGUGAUUCACCGAAUGGUAUGUAAAGAGCCAAAAACAGUGGGAGAAAAUUCUUGAAUUGUAAAAUAGUAUUUUUAACAAAUGUAUCUUUCUUUUGAAAAUUAAAUGAGUAUUUAUUUUGAACAUAUAACUUUAAACUUGACAUAUUCAUUUAAUGAGCAUUGCACUUUCUGACAGUGUUUUACUUAUAUUUUCCACCACUCUUGUUUCAAUUAUGUUUUCAUUGAAUAUUGCCCAAGAAUGUUUGUAGUUUCAUUUUUUGAUUGAAACUUAAAAGUAAGUCUAAAUUUAUUGCUAUUUUAAAUGCUUGCUUGCAUAUAUCAACGAAAAUGACUGUGCAAUGUUAUAUGCGGAAUGUUUUUCUAAAUUCUUUGCCCGUUUACAUAUUGAAAGUAGAACUUUUCAGUGCAUUCACUGUUUUAUCAGAUGUUUACAUGCAGCAUAUACUGAGACAACAGCCUUUAACAAGAGUAAUGAAUGUUUUAUAAACUGUGCUUUGUAAAAUUGGUGCUGCCUUUAAUGCAUAUGCAUUGUUGUUAGACUAUGAUUGAAUGUGUAGAUGUAUAACAAGGUGAUGCUAACCAAGAUAUACGUGAUCUAUAGGGGAGAAGUGAAAAAAUAUUAAGAAAAAGGGGUUAAAAAAAUGAUGUUCAAGUAAUAUUUCAUAUUCUUGACUGGAGAAGUGAGAUGUAGCCAUUCUUAGUUCCUGUCAUUCUGCGUAAUGCAGUGUCUACACUACACAAUGGAUAUGUAUAGUGUACUGUUUUAUGUGUUCAUUUCAUAUGCACAGAAUGUGUGGGAACUUAAAACUGUUUGUGUAAAAAUAACACUUGAAACAUUGUUAUGAAAUGUGAGGCUUUCAUUGCUCACAAGAGCUUUUGUAUGUACACAGAUUCUAAUUGGAAGUGAUUUCACCAAGUGUCUAACAAACAUAGCAAUGAUACAUUCACAUUGAUAAUGGUGUAUAGUGUUCAUAGUUCAGUUAUAAUAUACAGCAUUCAUAAAGAGCUUUUUCUUAGUUCUAUCAGUCAAUUACUUUAAUGUAUUAUGUAUGUAUUUUUUUUCUUUCUGUAGAGGGAUGUUAAUGAAAAUGGUAGUCUUUUGUUGGGAACAUGAAACAUUAGAAAUAAUGCAUUUAUAAACUGAUGUGUAUACUGAAACAUUGAGCUUGGUAUAUCCUCUGAAAAGUACUGACUGAUUUAUUAAGUAUCAGUUUUUUUGCUGAUUCAGAGGUUACCAGAAAACAAAAUUCACUCAUGUUCAUUUUGAGUUCUCAUGAUCUUAUUCUGUUGUGUCAGAGUAACAGAAAUGGAAUGGGAGUUCUAAUUGGUUUGUGUUAAAGAAUGCUGCAUUGUAGUUUUCCCAUUAUGUACAUAGCGUGAUUGUGUGAGAACUAUCACAGGCUCAGAAAGUAAUUUUUUACUUGCAUACUGAAGUAUGAUUAAGAACUGAGUGAUUAUACGUAUGAAAAUCAGAUAUCAUUCCAUUGCAUUUCUAGACCAGUUAUAUCACUGCCAAUUUUGUAAAAAUAGAAAAGAAAAUAAGCGUAUUUGUACUAGUCAGUACAGAACAUUUUGAAAUGACAUAAAAUGUUCCAUGGUUUCUUGCGUGUUAUUUUAUUUUAUCUUGACUUUUGCAUUUUAGUAAUAGAAAUCUUAUAUUGUUCUGAUUGUGAAUAUUAAUAUUUGCUUCUUGAUAAUUAAAAAAGUUCUUUAUGCAAUUAUGUAGUAAUUUAUGGGAAAUCCGUAUUAUUUGUAAUUAGUAUUUACAUUUCUUUGGGUGUGAUGAUCAUCAAUUAUAGAGUGAACUGUUUAUGUGGAGUAGGAUUGAAAAAUGUUAGUAGUUUAUGCAAAGCAUUUUUAAAAAAUGUACACUCCUUGCUGCUCAUUUUAGGCAGCUUCCAAGAAAAAUAUUUGGAUUUUUUAAAGCUGAAUGAUAAAUAUGUAUUUAAUGAACUUCAGUUAAUGCCUUUCAGUCUGAAUAUUUGAAAUCAACCUAUAAUAAACAUGCCAAAGAAUUCUUUUAGUGUGUAUGAUGUGGUGGAGGAAGGUUUGUAGAAAAUUGGACCACUCAAAGGCUUCCUGGUAGGGCCAUGGAAUCAGUUGUGGACAGGAAUGUAUCAUAUUUGAUGUGUAAAAUAAAAUUUGCUUUGUUAUUUAAAUGAUAAUAAGACUAAUAAAUACCAGGAUCACGUUAGGAACAAUAAAAGUUGUGCGAUAUAAUCAUUGAAUAAAUUGCUCUUGUCUUCUAUUGUUGUGGAAUUGUUCUUUCAUUUUAGAUGUGGGGAUUAUAUUACUUAAUUUUCCUUUUCUAGUGAAGAUGGUCUGAGUAUAUUCAAGAAAUAUGAUGGAAUAGUUCAGAAUUUACAUUUGUUAAUAUGAUAAAAACUACCAUAAACCAUAUUAUUAAUUACCAUUUAAACCAAUAAUGACCUAGUGAUGUGGUUUUUUAAAAACCGAGUUUGAAAAAUAUUUCUCCAAGUACUUAGACCGAAUUGCAAGUGAGUUUUUGAAUUAUUCAUGGAAAAUGACAUUUGUAAAGGAGAAAGAAAAUUCUGCCAUAUACUUGAACUAACUAAUUCAGAUUUUACAAGAGAAGAAAUUAAAUUUUUUUUUCUGAUUUUGAAUUGUCAUAAUUCACCAGCUGGGAAAAGAUUCCUAUUGUGUACUGUCAGUGAUGCACAUAACACUUGUGUUGCGAUUGCCACAUAAAUGAUUUUAGGUUUGUGCAAUGUGUUAAAAAAGUUGCAGUUUAGAUAUUUGUAGUUUUGAAACUUUUUAUAUCAACUUUCUGAAAGAAGAGAGAUAGAAUAAAAUAUGUAAAAGAAUUCAAUUAUCUGGGUUUCACUAGAAUGAAUUAUGGUCGUGACAGCAUAAAUAUCCUAUUCAAAACAGAGGCAGGCAUGUUGUAAGGACUUUAUAUCCAUUGCCAUGGCACUCUUGACAAAAAAAGAAAGAAAAGUUACCCCAAAAAAAAAAAAAAAAAAAAAAAGUUUUAAGUAAUAAGUCUAUUACUUAAAUGUCUCCUUUUGGAGCUGAAUUAUGGACUAUGAAUGCAAGGAACAAAACAAGAAUUCAAGCUACUAAAAUCGAAUAUUGGAGAAGAUGCUGAAAGGACUUAAAAUACACAGGUAUAGAGUAAGACCUAGAAGGAAGAUGGAGUAAUGAUGGCCAGAGGAUGGAUAUUGGAAAGAUUAAAAGAAAUGGGAUUAGUCAGUGAGAGAUGGCGACAGCUGUAAACCAGUUGUGCUAAAUCGGCACAUUCUUCGGACUAAAUUGGAAAAUUCCCCUUAUUUAUUUUUUGUAUUAAUAAAUUUUAAUGUGAAUGGUAUUUCAACUUCAGUUCAAUAUUUUUUUUUGAAUGUAGACUCAGAAGAAUUAAGGGUUAUUAAUACUUUUCUUUUUAAUUUAAAC